AUGAGGGCUGCUUGUCUGAACCAGGCGGGACAGUUCCGUGAGUUGAUGGCGCUCAUGCCAUCGCCUAGUCCACCUCUCUCCUUGAAAUCCCACCCUGGACCCGAGGACCCGGUGCAGUACAAGGGAGCGAAGAGCCAGCUUUCCCAGGCCCUCAACGGCUUGUCAGACAGAGCCAAGGAAGCAAAAGAGUUCCUGGUCCAACUCCGCAACAUGGUGCAGCAAAUCCAGGAGAACAGCGUGGAGUUCGAGGCCUGCCUGGUGGCCCAGUGUGACGCCCUCAUUGACGCCCUCAACCGAAGGAAAGCCCAGCUGCUGUCCCGGGUCAACAAGGAGCACGAGCACAAGCUGAAGGUGGUGCGAGACCAGAUUUCUCACUGCACGGUCAAGCUGCGCCAGACCACGGGCCUGAUGGAGUACUGCCUGGAGGUCAUCAAGGAGAACGACCCCAGCGGCUUCCUGCAGAUCUCCGACGCUCUCAUCAGGAGAGUGCACUUAACCGAGGACCAGUGGGGAAAGGGGACACUCACACCCCGGAUGACCACGGACUUCGACCUGAACCUUGACAAUGCCCCUCUGCUGCAGUCCAUCCACCAGCUUGACUUUGUGCAGAUGAAAGUUUCCUCCCCAGUGCCGGCCCCCCCGAUCCUGCAGCUCGAGGAGUGUUGCACCCACAACAACAGUGCCACCUUGUCCUGGAAGCAGCCCCCCUUGUCGACGGUGCAGGUGGAAGGCUACAUCCUGGAGCUCGACGACGGCAACGGCGGCCAGUUCAGGGAGGUGUACGUGGGCAAGGAGACCAUGUGCACGGUGGACGGGCUUCACUUCAACAGCACGUACAGCGCACGCGUCAAAGCCUUCAACAAAACAGGAGUCAGCCCAUACAGCAAGACCCUGGUCCUCCAGACAUCUGAGGACACGCAGUCAGAAGAACAGACCCUCCCUUUUCCAGUGCCUUUGGAAAGAUCGCAGCUUCGUAGAAUGAGUCCUUUCUCCUCCACCCUUAAUCUACAACCCAGCUUUCCGGGGAGAUCCUACUUUGAGCUAAGAUCUUCGGCCCACCAGCUGAGCUUGCAUUCUUCUUUACAGUCCCUGAAUUCAGCCGGAUGCAAUUUUGAGACACAAGGAACGCCUUACUCCCAAUUAGUUGACAUUAAAAAAAUGGUGGCAGUUGCUUGGUUUUCUUUCGAUCCUGCCUCUGCCCAUGCUGACAUCAUCUUUUCUAAUGACAACCUGACUGUCACCUGCAACAGCUAUGAUGACAGGGUUGUGCUGGGGAAAACGGGCUUUUCCAAAGGGCUCCAUUACUGGGAGCUGUCAAUCGAUCGUUACGAUAACCACCCUGACCCGGCCUUUGGUGUGGCACGCAUUGAUGUCCUGAAGGAUGCCAUGCUGGGCAAGGACGACAAGGCCUGGGCCAUGUACGUGGACAAUAACCGGAGCUGGUUCAUGCACAACAAUUCGCACACCAACAGAACCGAGGGUGGGAUAACGAAAGGCGCCACGGUGGGAGUGCUGCUGGAUUUGACCAGGAGGACCUUGACGUUCUCCAUCAACGAGGACCAGCAAGGGCCUGUCGCCUUCGAGAACCUGGAGGGCCUCUUCUUCCCCGCCGUCAGCCUCAACAGGAACGUGCAGAGGAUUUACUACCUCUCCUUGGAGUUUUACAUGGGGCGGACGCUGCAGAACACCAUGAUUAACCUGGGGCUGCAGAAUGCCUGCGAUGAAGCCAUCUACCAG
Messenger RNA from Egretta garzetta (little egret), 1737 nucleotides. RefSeq names its product E3 ubiquitin-protein ligase TRIM9. NCBI's taxonomy places the organism in Eukaryota, Metazoa, Chordata, Aves, Pelecaniformes, Ardeidae. The transcript is spliced from 14 exons. The annotation marks the transcript as partial. Gene Ontology annotation, molecular function: protein binding. The record is from RefSeq and is a predicted model, not a curated record.